Messenger RNA from Diatraea saccharalis (sugarcane borer), 1563 nucleotides. The record is from the annotation of a GenBank genome assembly. Lineage: Eukaryota; Metazoa; Arthropoda; Insecta; Lepidoptera; Crambidae.
AUGAUAAAAAUAAAUAUUUUUAUUCUAUUAGCAAUGUUCAGUUAUAGUGAAUGUGCUAAUAUUUUGUAUGUAAUACCGUUUACAUCUAGGUCUCAUACUAUAAUGUUAAAACCUAUCGGUUUAGAGUUAGCCCGUAAAGGACAUAAUGUGACAGUGAUCACUGGACGUUUAGAAAAGACCGAUCUCCCCAACUAUCAUCAGAUUCAAAUCGACCAUAAGGAAAUAUGGGAAAUUUUGGGAACAGAAAGACCUAAUGUUUUUACUAUGACGGAAAUAUCAGCCGAAGAAUUUCAUAAUUUAAUAUUGUGGCGGGGUGGAUUAGCAUUCACCGAGAUGGCACUCAAUUCCAGUCAAGUUAGACAGUUUUUGGUAGAAGACAACAAAUUCGAUUUAGUUAUCAGCGAACAGUUCUACCAAGAAGCUAUGUAUACUUUGGCGCUCAAGUAUCAGGCUCCUCUGGUGUUAGUGACAACAUUUGGAAACUGUAUGAGACAUAACAUUGCUACAAGAAAUCCGUUACAAUUAGCCACAGUCAUUCCAGAAUUUCUUCAGUUAACUGAUCCAACUAGCUUUUGGGGAAGACUAAGAAAUGUUUACUUCACAUUUUACGAGUUUGUUUGGUGGAGAUAUUGGUAUUUGGUGGAGCAAGAACAAUUAGCAAAGAAGUAUAUACCAGGUUUACCAAAUCACUUACCGAGUUUGUACGAUAUACAACGAAACGUAUCAUUGCUUAUGAUAAAUAGUCAUUUUAGUUUUGAUUCUGCUAUUGCAUAUCUUCCUAAUAUAGUUGAAAUAGGUGGUGUGCACCUAUCACAUAGUAUUGAGAAGUUACCAAAGGAUCUGCAGACCUUGCUAGAUAAAGCUACGGACGGUGUUAUUUACGUUAGUUUUGGAUCGAACGUGAGAAGUUCAGAACUUCCAACUGAUAAGAUGGAAGCAUUUCUUAAAGUUUUUUCAGAAGUCAAUCAAACAAUACUAUGGAAAUGGGAAGAUGACAAAUUAAAAACAAAAUCCAAGAACAUAGUGUUUAGAAAAUGGUUUCCACAAAAAGAAAUAUUAUCACACCCAAAUAUCAAAGUGUUUAUAUCACAUGGAGGAUUGAUCGGGACUCAAGAAGCGAUUUUUCACGGGGUGCCCAUAAUAGGUGUUCCUAUAUACUCCGAUCAAUAUAACAAUCUAUUACAGGUCCAAAAUUUUGGAUUCGGUAAAAUUCUACGAUUUGAUGAUAUCAAUGAACAAAAUCUACGAAACAAACUAAUAGAUGUCCUCUCUGACAAUUCUUACCAAAUUAAAGCUAAAGAGGUCUCUAAUCGAUUUAAGGAUAGACCAAUGAAUCCUUUAGAUACCGCAGUAUUUUGGAUCGAGUAUGUGAUUCGACAUAAAGGAGCUGACUUCAUGAAAAAUCCGGCGUUACAAUUGAGUUGGCUAAGUUAUAAUAUGUUUGAUGUUUGUAUCUUUUUAUUACUAGUGCUAAUACUGUUUUUAUAUUUAAUUUUUCGUGUAAUAAUAUGUUUGAGACAAUAUUUCUUAAAAAAUGAUCUUGCAAAGAGUAAGAAAUUAUAA